Messenger RNA from Sander lucioperca (pikeperch), 1807 nucleotides. RefSeq names its product adenosine deaminase tRNA specific 1 (gene adat1). The transcript has 9 exons. Lineage: Eukaryota; Metazoa; Chordata; Actinopteri; Perciformes; Percidae. Bases 121 to 1659 code for a protein of 512 amino acids. The record is from RefSeq and is a predicted model, not a curated record. Gene Ontology annotation, biological process: RNA processing. Gene Ontology annotation, molecular function: RNA binding; adenosine deaminase activity.
UGUAACCUCUUCGUUUCCUCGAGAUGCCUCCAAGCAGCAUAGUUGGUCGAAGGAGCUAAUCAAAAAUAUUGUUCAUAUAUUGUUCAUGUGACACCGUGACUGUGUAUAAUACCUAUUUUAAUGCCCGUAUGCUUUCCCUUGCGCGUCCCUGUCCGGUUUAACAUGGUGAACGCGGAUGAAAUCGCCAAAUUGUGCUACGAGCGUUUCAAGCAGCUUCCCCGGAGAGGGAAGCCUGAGCCGGGCAGAGAGUGGACCCUGCUGGCCGCUGUUGUCAAAAUCACCCGGUGUGCUGCUGACUCUGACACAGUUGAGAAGGAGGUUGUUUCCCUAGGAACUGGGACCAAAUGUAUUGGACGGACAGCUAUGAGUCCCAAUGGUGAAGUACUUAAUGACAGCCAUGCAGAAGUCAUUGCUAGACGGGGAUGUAUCAGGUACCUGAUCCAGGAGCUGCACAGGGCCGUGAGUGGUGGGGACAGCUCUGUGUUUUGUCAGGCAGAUGAGCGGGGGAAGUGGAGGCUUCAGCCAGGAGUUUCCUUCCUCUUCUUCACCAGUCACACUCCCUGUGGUGAUGCCGCCAUCGUCCCCAUGAUUGACAGCCAGUCUCAGCCCUGCCCUCCUGUCACAUCUGUAAAGGGCCAUGAAGGAACUGAUGCAAGAGGAGACCUGAAAAGAGAAGCUGAGGAAUCCAGUGAAGGAAAAAACAUGAAACUGCCCCGUCUGGAGGAAGAGGAGACCGCGGAGAAAAAUCUAGAGGACAGAGGAGACACAAAACAAUCCUUCCUUUCAAAUUCAUCUUCUAGUGAGGAUCCAUCACAGAGUCACUCUGCAGAAACGCCCGUGGAAACUGUCUCACAAGAUUCAGCACAGCUGGAGAUGAAAACCAGAGGCCCUUCUGACAGUUACCAGGUCCCAGACAUUCACCGAACGGGGGCUAAGUGUGUCUCGGGUGGCCCAGCCGACCCUCUGCACCCUGGGAUGGGGUACCACAGCACAGGGGUGCUCCGGGUGAAACCCGGGCGAGGAGAACCCACUCUGUCCCUCUCCUGCAGUGACAAGCUGGCCCGCUGGGGGGUGCUGGGCUUCCAGGGCGCACUGCUGUCCCACUACCUACAGGAGGCGCUCUACUUCAGCACCGUGGUUGUGGGGAAGUGUCCAUACAGCCAAGAAGCUAUGCAGAGAGCUUUGGUUACAAGGUGCUCCCAUGUGUCGGACCUCCCUGCUGGUUUCUCUGUGUGUCCGCCUGUGCUGCUCCAGUCCAGCCUGGAGUUCCCCUUCAGCCAGGCCCAGACCCAGCUGCAACACAAGGCCAGACAGGGACGAAUUUCCCCCUGUGGAGCAGCCAUCAGCUGGUGUAAUGUGACGGAGCAGCCACUAGAUGUCACUGCCAACGGCUACAAACAUGGAGUCACCAAGAAGGCCUUUGGCACAGCUAACGUCAGGUCUCUUCUGUGUAAACUGGAGCUUUUCUAUUCCUUCCUGUCUCUGGUAGCAGCCACUGAGCCCUCAGCACUUCCCGACUCCCUCAGGAGAGCAGAGCUGCAGACCUACUGGGACUACAAGCAGGCGUCCCAGUUGUUUCAGCAGGCCUGGCAGCAGCUCCACAGCCAGGCCUUCCCUCUGUGGCCACGCAGCGACAGAGAUCUCCUGCUCUUCCACUGAACUCCCCACUCUGCAGGGGCAGGACUAGAAGGGGGCAAAGGGAUGGCACCCCCCCCCUCCCAAUCCAUUGGGCUAGGGUGCUGUUAGUCUAUAUUCAUGACGUUCCACUUCCGGGAUUGCUCCGGUGCUACCGGAAAUUCCGCCAGAC